Aethina tumida (small hive beetle) is the source of this 909-nucleotide messenger RNA. RefSeq lists its product as uncharacterized. Bases 41 to 853 code for a protein of 270 amino acids. NCBI's taxonomy places the organism in Eukaryota, Metazoa, Arthropoda, Insecta, Coleoptera, Nitidulidae. The record is from RefSeq and is a predicted model, not a curated record. The transcript is spliced from 2 exons.
UUCUAGUUUAAUUCUAAUUAAGUGAGUGUCAAUUUGGAAAAUGCGGAGAAAAACGUUGUUUCUUUUGGUGGUAUUGAGUUACAUUUCGGUCACGUCGAGUUGCAACAGUUGCUGUGCUAGUUGCAGCAGCUGCACCACACUCACCUGCGUGGAGACUUGCCCCCAAAAAUGCUGUUCAUCAAGUGACUGCUGCGACAAAUGUUCUAGUCCCACCCCUGCCACUACUCCCACAGGUCCCAGCAGUGGCACGACGAGACGGACUGACUGCGAUGAUUCCAACACUAUAAGUGUGUCGAACAAUGCGAGUAACAAUAUUGAAAACCAUCUGUCGAUAAACAACACAGUCGUUCAUACGAACCGUAUUAAUUUACUAAUUAGCAUUUCCAACAUCAACACCAACAAUGUGGUGUGCGGUGAAGGAUGCUCGGAAAGUAGCACCACAAGACCAACGAGAGUCCCGCCACACACAUCUCCGCCACCACCGGUAACACCAACAACAACAACAACAACAACAACACGGUCAGAGUGUUGCACCGAUCGAAUAGUUCCCGUAGGGAUUCCAGUUCCCGUUGCCGUUCCGGUACCGAUUUAUCUUCAGCCGCCUCCGAAUUGUUGCUACGUUCUAAACCCUUGCGUGACUCAGCAAUGCACCACCUACACCAAGACGUGCGGCAGCUAUUGUACCAGUUCCUUCAUGUACAGCGGAAUGAAUCCGUGCGGAGGUGGAGGUUGCAGGAGACGCAGUCACUGGACCACAAACGACGGCUACACUCAGGACUGCUCCGGCUGCACCGAAGACUCUUUCCGUUCCUACUCCGAUUACCGAAGAUGUCACGGAUGUUUCUACAUCUGAUCUGAUCCACGUUUUGUUAUUGUAGUUGAUUAACCGAUUAAAUGUUUGCGAUGCGA